Molecule: messenger RNA, 3158 nt
Organism: Stegastes partitus (bicolor damselfish)
Lineage: Eukaryota; Metazoa; Chordata; Actinopteri; Pomacentridae
Gene: klhl38a
Product: kelch-like family member 38a
Exons: 4
Coding region: 65-1816 (583 amino acids)
Molecular function (GO): protein binding
Source: RefSeq, a predicted model, not a curated record
UGGUUUUCUUCUAAUCAGACUGACAAGAUACUUUGGAUAUUGUCGAUCCUCUGAGGGCAGGAGAAUGGCCGUUAGACCACGAGAGGUUUUCUCUUUCAAAGACUCUGAACUUCCCUCCCACCUGCUCGCCCAGCUCAACAUCCUCCGGCAGGAGCGCAUCCUGACAGACGUGCUGCUCUGCACCGAGCACCAGGAGAUCCCCUGCCACAGGAACGUCCUGGUGUCCAGCAGCCCGUACUUCCGCGCCAUGUUCUGCAACAACUUCCUGGAGAGCAGCCAGGCCCGUGUGAACCUGAGGGGAAUCUCUUCGAACGUGCUCGUCGGCAUCGUGGACUACGUUUACACGGGCUGCGUCACCAUCACCAUGGAGAUUGUGCUGCCGCUCAUGCAGGCGGCGUCCAUGCUUCACUACGGAGGCCUGUUUGAGGCCUGCUCCAUGUUCCUCCAGGACCAGCUGAGUCCAGAGAACUGUCUGAGCAUGAUCCGGCUCUCUGAGAUCCUGCACUGUGAGAGUUUGAGGGAGAGGGCGAAGGAGAUGGCUGUGAGGUGUUUCUCUGACGUAGCUGCCACCGAGGAUUUCUGUGAGCUGUCUCUUCCUGAGCUCAUGUGCUACCUGGAAGAUGACCGACUUUGUGCUGAGGAGGAGCAGGUGUUUGAGACCCUCCUGGCGUGGAUCCACCACGACCCGUUCUCACGACGUGGAGCCAUCCACGAUCUCUUCAAGAAAGUGCGUCUGCGCUACAUCCAUCCCACUUACCUCUUCCAGUUUAUUGCCAAUGACCCGCUGGUGCAGUCGUCCACACUCUGCACUGAGAUCAUCGAGUCAGUUCGCCGCCUUAUGCUCACAGUCAGCACCAAGUGUAGCCGUGAGCUGAAGCCACUUUGGACCACACCGAGGCGUUACACCUGUAGAGAAACAUUAGUGGUAGUUGGAGGACGCAAAAACAACGAGCAGACUUCACGAGAAGCGUUGCUAUACGAUGAAAGGACUCAUCGUUGGCAGUGGUUGGCCAAGCUCCCUCUUCGCCUCUACAAGGCUGCAUAUGUUUGCAUUCACAGCAUCCUCUAUGUGCUUGGCGGGCUCAGCCUCUGCAUGACGUCAGGCGACAGCUCGGUCAGUGCCACAGUUUACACCCUCUCCCUUAAAACCAACCAGUGGAGGACUGCUGAGCCCAUGUUGGAGCCACGAUACGCCCACCAAAGCGUGUCCUACCUGCACUUUAUUUUCGUGUUAGGAGGCAUUGGGGUAGACAAGCGAAUCUCUCAGUCGGUCGAGAGGUAUAACAGCAUGUUUAAUCAGUGGGAGGCCAUGGCACCGAUGCCCACAGCAGUGCUUCAUCCAGCUGUUGCAGCCAGUGAUCAGAGGAUCUAUGUUUUCGGGGGGGAGGACGCCAUGCAGAACCCAGUCAGGCUGAUUCAGGUGUAUCACAUCUCUCGUAACUUGUGGUCCAGGCUUGAGACCAGGACAGUGAAGAAUGUUUGUGCUCCUGCUGCCGUCAUAGAAGACAAGAUCUACAUCAUAGGAGGAUACACCAGGCGAAUGAUUGCCUACGACACCAAAGCCAACAAGUUUGUAAAGUGCGAGAACCUUAAAGAGCGAAGGAUGCAUCACAGCGCUACAGUGAUCAACAACAAGCUCUACGUCACCGGUGGACGCAUCCUCAAUGGCCACGAUGUCAUCGAGGACUCGGACUGCUUCGAGUGUUAUGACCCAAAAACGGAUGUUUGGACGUCCAAAGGUUCUCUUCCAUACAAGCUGUUCGACCACGGCUCCCUGCCCCUCGUCUGUGUUUCCAACAGACCCAACCCACCCUGACCUGCCAUCCAGUUGUUCUUCUCCUCCCCUUUGCCAUGAUUUAUUGGCCUCUAACUACGACAAUGGGAAACCAUUUCACACUAACUACAUUCCUUCACGCAGCUCCGUCUCUGCCACCACUUAGCGGCAUGUUAGGCCAGGCUGACUUUCAUCUGAGUCAAAGAAGAGCUGAACCGACGUGCGGCGGUGUCAUUUUCUGAGGCACCUGGAGUGGAACUGAACUGAGAACCUAAGAGAUGACGAGAGGCAGUCAUACUUACACGACAAGCAGCUGCUCACACAUGCGUAAUCCAAAAAGCUGUUUCCACAAAUGGCUGCACUUGUUGGAGGCUAACUAAAAGUGUUAAUGCUUUGAUUUACACACGGCAUCAUCACUCUGCGUGGCAGCUGCAGCAAACGUUUCUGUAACAAUUCUAUGAUCUCUUGUAAAACUGAAAAUGACAUAGCUAAUAAUUUGCACUUUAUAGAUGAUAAAGAAUUACAUUCCUCCUGCGAACAACUGCGACAUGAACAAGCUCCUACGGCAAAGUAAAUGUAGCUGCAGCUUCUGUCAUGUUUGGUGAAAUCUUGCAAAGAAGAACUCAAAUGAAAAUUAUCCGGGCCAACAUUAUUCCAGUUUGGAGGCUUGAUUCUUGACUGUGAAUUAUUCUUGUAAAACCCAUCAAAGCAUCAUUCUGUGCAUCAUUUCAUGGAUGUUUCACUGACAACACACCAGAAGUAGAAUAUAAAAAAAUGCUCUAGAUUAGUCAAAGCUCUCUAAACGAAAAUGUGAAUAGCUCAGUGGCGGUCUACUUUUAAUUUCAUCAUGUGUGCAAAAAGAAAAUGUCUUCACGGCCAGCUGAUGCAUGUUUAUGUGACGGCAUGUGACAAUGCUGCCUUUGAACGCCUCGGGAGGAUGUAGCGUUAUUCAGCAUUGGAAGCCCUGUAUCAGGCUCAAGGGGGGAACCUGUAGGUGGCGAGUUGGAAGCCACUGAUCUUAAAUCAAGCUUUCAUUCAUCUGAAAAAAUAAUCAGACAGGAAAAAUGCUAUAACAGAAGGAAUGUGGCAAAAAGCUUUAGAACAAUCGCUGCUACAGAUGUCAAGGCUUCUGCUGGUGUUACAUCCAUCUUCGUCCUUCAGCCCCUCUUGUUGCUCACAGAACGUACCUCCGUGCUCCAGUCCCCGGCCCUGGCAACGACUGCCAUGGCAACCUUAUUAUAACCCUAAUGGAUAAUUUGUGGUAUGCGUGCGUGUAAGGAUCCUAUCUAUUUAAGACGGCACCACUGAUCGACUGCAUGAUGGGUUGCUGUUACUUGCACAUUUGAGAUGCUCUGUUUAUCAUUAAAAUGUAUUAUUUCUUGUA